GACCUCCAUUAAAGUUCAGCUUAUAUAUCACACCAGGAAAAAAGGAAAAAAAAAAGAGGAAAAAAGAGAAGAAAAAAAGAGCCAAGAAGCUGCAAUACAAGCUUUGAAAAAGAUCGAGAUUUCAUUCCAGAAGUAAAUGGUCGAGAUUUUUCUGUGUAUUUGAAGAAAGAGAGAGGGGUUGAGUUCCCGAUCUGAGUUUGUGAUUGGAGGGUCCGAUUGAAAUUUGGAUCGGGUGCAGAGAGAGAAAGAGAGAUGAACGGGGUUGGGAGACAAGGGCAGAGAUCUAGUGCGGCAGGGGUGCACCACCAACGACAGUACUCCGAUAACUUCUUGGAGACUUCGUCCAAUGGCAGGUGGCUUCAGUCAGCUGGUCUUCAACACCUUCAGUCUUCCAACUCCUCUGGUGCUCCUCCUCAGCAGGACUAUGGCUUCUAUGGUGGAGGUGGAGGAGGACCGGCUUCUAGAGUGUACCGGAACGCACAGAGAGGGUACAAUGAGUUCUACGCAGAGGCGCCAUCGACACCUCCUUACAAUUCGCGGAGAAAGAGCGGCGACGAGUCGCCCAAUGAGUUCAGUCCUGGACUCUUGGAUCUGCAUUCCUUUGAUACUGAGCUCAUUCCUGACAUGCAAGUCACUGGGUUGUAUGAUGGUGCUUCUCUAUAUUAUCCGUCUCGCGGUAGAAGCUUUGAUGAUUCUGAACCCUACAUUUCAAACAAACAAACAGAAAGGGCUCGUGUACCAGAAAACAACCUCCUAAAAAGUUUUGCUGCAGACAAAGAGAAAGCUAGUUCUGUAGCAAAGAUCAAAGUUGUGGUGAGGAAGAGGCCGCUUAAUAAAAAGGAGUUGGCAAAGAAUGAGGCAGAUAUCAUAGAUACACUUUCCAACUCUGUAACAGUCCACGAGACUAAGCUCAAGGUUGACCUAACAGAAUACAUGGAAAAACAUGAAUUUGUGUUUGAUGCAGUGCUGAAUGAGGAAGUCUCAAACGAUGAAGUGUAUCAUGAGACUGUGGAGCCCAUAGUUCCAAUAAUAUUCCAGCGAACAAAGGCAACUUGUUUUGCAUAUGGACAAACUGGGAGUGGAAAAACAUAUACCAUGAAACCAUUGCCUCUUAAAGCAUCACGAGACAUCUUGAGGUUGAUGCACCAUACUUACCGUAGUCAGGGAUUUCAGUUAUUUGUGAGCUUCUUCGAAAUAUAUGGGGGAAAACUUUUUGAUCUCCUCAACGAUCGAAAAAAGCUUUGCAUGAGAGAAGACGGCAAACAACAAGUUUGUAUUGUGGGUUUGCAAGAAUACAGAGUGUCAGAUGUGGAAACCAUUAAGGAGCUGAUUGAAAGAGGAAGUGCCACAAGAAGUACUGGUACAACUGGUGCAAAUGAAGAAUCCUCUCGUUCACAUGCCAUACUUCAGCUUGCUAUUAAGAGGUCAGUUGAUGGCAGUGAAUCGAAGCCUCCCCGUCUUGUUGGCAAGCUAUCCUUCAUUGAUCUUGCUGGAAGUGAACGUGGUGCAGAUACUACAGAUAAUGACAAACAGACAAGAAUGGAAGGUGCUGAGAUUAAUAAGAGCUUACUUGCAUUGAAGGAAUGCAUUAGAGCUCUUGACAAUGACCAGGGUCAUAUUCCUUUCCGAGGAAGUAAAUUAACUGAAGUUCUUAGGGAUUCAUUUGUUGGUGACUCCCGUACUGUGAUGAUAUCAUGCAUAUCACCAAGCUCCGGAUCCUGCGAACAUACUCUCAACACUUUAAGAUAUGCUGACAGGGUGAAGAGCCUUUCGAAAGGGAGCAACCCUAAGAAGGAUAUGCUACCCUCAACCUUAAACCUCAAGGAACCAACAAAUUUACCCUUACCUUCAGCUUUGCCCACUGCUUCUACCUUUGAGGUUGACACAAAUGAUAGAUGGCCUGUACAAGUUGAAAAAGAGGAAUUUGAUGCUUCAGAAGAGCCCUAUUAUGAGGCCAAAACAUUAUGGAAGAGAAAUGGGAAGCUAGAGCAGUACAAUGUAUCAGCUUCAGAGGACAAAGUUCGUAAGCCAAAUGGUCAGACAAAAUUGGAACUGCCAAAGUUUCAUUCAAGGAACUCAAAUUCAGAUGAUGAUUUAAAUGCCCUGUUACAGGAGGAGGAAGAUCUUGUAAGUGCUCAUCGGAAACAAGUUGAGGACACUAUGAAUAUUGUUAAAGAGGAGAUGAAUCUGUUGGUAGAAGCAGAUCAACCGGGGAAUCAGCUGGACGAUUAUGUUACUAGAUUGAACGCCAUUCUAUCUCAGAAGGCUGCAGGCAUUCUGCAAUUGCAAACCCGUUUAGCUCAUUUCCAGAAGCGUUUAAAAGAACAUAAUGUUCUUGUAUCUUCUUCUGGUUACUGAAUUCAUGCGGAACUGGAGAUUAUAUAGUUAGAUCAAGUGGUGCUGCUCAACAAAAUUUUAUUGCAAGAUGGUGUUCACAAUAGCAUAAAGGAUUGGGUAAUUCUUUUUGUCGUGAGAUAUAAGCGGAAGCAUAAUAUGAAAUUGGCAUCUUAUGUGGGCCAUUUGUUGGGUAUUUCUUCAUGUAAACUCUACCAGGCCUCAGGGACUUGGAGUUUUCCUUGGACUGUCCAAUUUUUAUUUUACAGUGUACGAUUUUUAUGAGAAUCGGAUAUCAUUUUUUACUAGCCAUUGUAUGGAUUCCCAUGCUUCUGUAAAGUUCUGGACCCUUGUACUUUGAUUAAAAUUAAUUGGACUGCUUAGUGAUUGUACCCGUCUUCUUCAGCAGGUUAUACAUACCAGAUUUUCA
Molecule: messenger RNA, 2764 nt
Organism: Prunus mume (Japanese apricot)
Lineage: Eukaryota; Viridiplantae; Streptophyta; Magnoliopsida; Rosales; Rosaceae
Product: ATP binding microtubule motor family protein
Biological process (GO): microtubule depolymerization; microtubule-based movement
Cellular component (GO): microtubule
Molecular function (GO): microtubule motor activity; ATP binding; microtubule binding
Source: RefSeq, a predicted model, not a curated record